Messenger RNA from Amoebophrya sp. A25, 14867 nucleotides. NCBI's taxonomy places the organism in Eukaryota, Dinophyceae, Syndiniales, Amoebophryaceae. The record is from the annotation of a GenBank genome assembly.
CGUUGAUGUCAAGUCUACGUCGAUUGCAUCUUCCCACAGUGAUGCUUCUCCGCAGGUCACCUUCAUGGAUUCUUUUCCAUCCCGCAUCUCUCUAGUUAUUUAGCGAAGCUAUUAGCUCUGAAACAAGACAAGAAAAGAGAAGAAAACAAAAACAUCAGACAUCAGUCUUCUACGUACUACAAGAUACAUCAGAUACUUACAUCAUCCCGAGACUGAAGCUUCUACGUACAAUUCUUGAGACUUCCUGAAAGAAAAAUCAGUCUCCAAUACGGUCUUCUAGUACAGUCUUCAGACAACCUCAGCAAUAAACCGCAGCGAUAACUACAAACACCUCAACCGCAGCAAUAUACAGCAGCAAUAUACCCCGACUUGCUCAAUAAACACGACCUCAACCUAGCUCAAAAAACUAAAAACGCCUCAAAACGAACAAGAUGGCGCCGGCUUUCCCGGACGUGAAAAUCAUGUUCUACGCGAACUUGUGGAGUACGAUCGCGAGUUGUCACCUUGCCCUCUGUCAUUACAUGGCAACUAUGAUUGCUAUGGAACUACACUUCUUUCUUUUACAUAUUGAGAAUAUUAGCGCCUAGAAUAGAUGGAUCCUACUUAGCAUGGCCACUACAAUAAUAUAAACGCUAUUUUAUCUUUUAUCUACGUACAUUUCUUUUUACUUUUCCUAGUAGUUAGGUUGGCUCCACCCAUAAUAUGAGUUCCGUGACGAUCUUCUCUACUUUCUUUUUCUGAGAAUUUUAGGUACUGUAUUAGUAUCUAUAGUAGGUUGGCUCCAGCACAUAUAUCAGUAUUUAUAGUCCCGGAUCGAUGAAUUAAAAAACUUGUCAGGGACAUCAAUCAAUCAACUGUAUGCGGCCACUGUCAGCCACGUGAAUCACAUCAAUCGCAUCAAUCAAUAUAGGCACACCAAUCACAUCAAUCAGUCAAUCCUUAUCGUCCUCAUUUUUUUUUGGAGAAUGAGUGAUAUGAUUUCCUUAAAUAAAGUAUCCCCUUUAUAUGAUGUUUUUGGGGAAUGAGUGACAUGUUUUCCUCAAUAUCCCCAUCAUUCUCGGAGUUGAGCAGGUGCCGGGGGUGCUCGAUGUGCAGGAUUCACAACCUAACCGAAGGAAUGAAUGAAAUAGAAAUGACGCACAUCUACUUUCUGCAAGUGAUUUAAAAAUAGCUGCGGUCUAGAAUACACAGAAUCGAAUUUUCUAAGAAGCUUGGGCCUAUAUUCGAUACCAUCUACUUUCCGGACUCGGUCAACUGGCAGUGGGUCAUCAUGACUGCAGAAUGGUUCGCGUGCUUCUCUUACCUUCUUUUAAGGCUUUCUUCUAGAUGAUGAGGCUCUUGAGAAAUUGUUUCGCCUAAUUGGGAAAAACCAUUUGCAUUUGUAGUAUUUCUCGGGAAAAGUUGAAUCACUUACUUCUUGACAUAAUCAUUUGUAGCACUAGCGAAGAUUCAGACCACUAUUGAGGUUCUUCUCACAAGUAAAGUGCUAGGAGAACAAAUAAAGGCUUCGUUUCUCAUUUCUCAUUUUUACUCCCUUAGGAUAUAUGAGGCGUGCUGCAAAUCUAGGCUGGCUUUUCCCGUGUUGUAGGCUUAGGUCCAGCGACGCUUAAAGCACAUAAAGAAGAAAUGUAGAAAGUAGUCGUCUCAUUUCUCAUGUCUCACUUGCCUAUAUGCUUACCUUGUCGAGGGUGAGCCAAGUAAAAAUAGUACUGCUGACAACAUGAUCCCAUGAGCCAACUCCUAUCCUAUCCUAUCCUAUCUAAUUUAAGUGUGGUCCCAUCGUUGGGGAGAUUUCCUUGGGAUUCUCGGAAACUGGCUGAAGAUGCUUGGCACGUGCUGUUUUUUCGUCCAAUGUGGCGUUUUUUUCUACGGUCCUGUUGAGAAGCCCAUCAUGAGUUAUGAACAGGGGUCGACUGUUCGCUACCCACUACCCGUGAUCUUUUUCUAUCUCUAUCUCAGUGCACCCAGCACGCACCGCACUAGUUCUAUUGUUUCACUUCAAACUACUUCAUGAACUAUAGGGUUAGUAGUACUCUCACCUAUGUUUUACUGCUUUUUGAACUGCGACAGGGACGCACACAUGAUGACAUGCUUUUCUGGCUUGAAAUAAUAAUCGAAAAUUGAAAAUAUGCGAGUAGCAAAUACAAUAAGCGAGCAGCUGCGAUUGUUAUCGAAGUUUCUCGCUUAUUUAAGUUUAUCGAAUAGGAUAGUCUAAUAAAUUUGAAUACAUCAAUCCGACUUCCUUUAGCCUGAUAAAUACUUAAAGUCGUCGCUCGUGUUUUAUAACCAAAACCGAGGUUGGUUGCAGUUGUCAAUCAACAACUCGGGAAAUCAAUCUCUCUAUCAAUGAAUGAAUGAAUGAGUGCGUCGCACAGACACAAUGAAUCAAGCAGACCAUCAUCAAAGACUACAAGGGGGUACUUCUCAAUCCACAUUUAUGGAAAAUCCAUCUCUCGUCUGUGGACGGCGAGUCCUACCCCAUCCUAUCCUAUCCUAUCCUGUCGUCUUCUAAUUUGGUCCCGGACCGUACGUGUCCGAUGACGGGCUCUCCUCUCUCUUCGGUAUCUCGUUAUUCGCUGUGGGUGGCAUCGUCCACACAGUCGGAUUUUACAAACUUUUCGGUUGGAGGAACACGACGACUUUGGGCAUCGUACUGCUCACCAUCGGCGCAAUUUUGUUGAUUUUCUUCUUCCACCUGCUAAGGCUUCUUACUUUGAGGAUGAUUUAAGUACUUCGAGGUGGAUGAUUAAGUCUUGAACUCGUACCUCAUGCUAGGUAAAUGAAUGAAUGAUACUUACAAUGAGGAUAAGAAUAUUCUUAUACUCUCCCUGUAGUUCUUUCAUCUUAACUGAGUAGUUGUUCGAGUUCUUCUUUCAAUUUCAGAUCUCCUCAUUCAUCUGAAGUAGUUUUGAGCUAGCAUAUUUUGACGAGCAUAGUUUUCUAUCAAAUACAUAGGGAAGGUCUACUCCAUUCUUGAAUACAAUAGAGGGACACAUAGGGAAGGUCUAAUCUUGUGCGUGACGUUUGGACCGACGCGCCAUUGGUAUGGUGAGAUUUUCCAUCCGGAUAUCGUUCGUACGGGCAUUGCCUGUGGAGAUGGUUGCCUCAUCGCCGGCUCCGUCGUUCUCCUCACUCCUAUGGUCGAAAUCUUAUUCACAACCAAACAAGGAGAAGGAGAAGGUAUACUACCCUUAGACUUUGUAAACAAGAAGAAGGACGAUAAAGUAUUUAGACUACACUUCUUAUAUCUAGUAGUCCUCUACCAGCACUUCUUUUAGGAGAAGGAGAGAGUAUACUACACUUAGACUUGUAUAUCUUGUUGUUGUGUUCCCCGACUUUGUCCUUACUGCCAAAACGAUAAGUAAAUUGCGUGCUUUUUGACAAAAAUACUGCCGUUCGCCGCCCCACCCUUGUUUAGCUUGGGUGCUAGGUGUUGGAUAGAAGCCCGUCUGGGUUUCUGUCCGCUUCGAAGUUCGCUUUCCGGCAGUCACCGCCAACUCAGUUUAAGUUUACUCACUUUAAUACACGACACCAGGUAUAGCCCAUAAGCGCACUUAUCGACACCUAACCGAGUAACCUUUUCAUAUGAUAUGAUAUUAGCUAACUAUAACUAACUAACUAACUAACUAACUAACUAACUAACUAACUCUUUCUAACUAACUAACUAACUAACUCACCUAAUAAUCUUUCUUACGUUCCUUUCACGACAGGUACUAAAGCGUGCGCUUGCUUCACAAAAAUACCCUGACUUUUUUGCUUCACACACAACAGGUAGAAGAGGUAUUCCAUAAAUGCGCGCGUCAUUCUCAAACAGCACUCACUUUUUCUCAUUCCAUAACAGGUAAAGUGCGCGCGUCGUUGUCCAUGCCAGACAGUGUGUUAUAUAGCCAAGAGUUUUUUAACAACUAUGGUUCCCUUGCAGAUGACGAACGCUCGAUCCUGAGCGAGAAAGUUAAGACCGUGUCGAAGUUGAUGUUGGGAGUAGUGGUAGUAGUAUUUGUAGCAGUAGCGCGGCCGUACUAGAACAGCAGACGUAGAUAGAUUGGCUUAAGAACUGUAGGAAAGAUAUUGGAGACUGUAGAAAAGAUAUUGGAGUACACAACCACUUUUUUUAGACUAUCUAAGGUUAGCAAGGUUUUACUCUCUGAUGUCCCCCACCUUGAACAGCUGUAGUGUAGGAAAAAAAUACACAAAGUAGAUCACAUCCUAGUACUAGCAAGAAGAAAUCAAGAACAAAAAGAUAACUCCGUCCCUCUCGUGCUUCACAGGCUUCCCGCUGGGUAAUGGAAUGCUCGUAGCGCUGGAAAAAUUUGUCGACACAGGCAACAAAAAAGAAAUACCUCAAGAACAGGCAAAUGAGUGAGUGAAUGCCUGGCGAAGGUAAGCUACCUCCUAGAAGAAGAAGGGUUCCUCCACGAAGGAUUUCUACUCUCGUAUGUUUCCCAUUCCCUUGUGAACAACGUAAACACCGCCUCCCAUCGAUCCUUGAGUAGGAACAGCGUUCUUGGUGAUUGUCCUCUCUCUAUCAUGUUUCCCUGAUCACGAACCUAAACGCCUACCCGCCUCUCUCUAAGAAAAAAACAGCGUUGGUGAUUGUCGACUACCAAGCGGACUUUAUGGAUGGCGGCGCAUUGGCAGUUCCUGGAGCCGAUUACACGACCUACAGGGGGGCCAUGGAUAAUUACGGCGAUGUAAGGAAACGUAUUACUAGCAGUACUAGCAUGCUUAAUACUGCAUUGUAGUUUCUAUGUAGUUGUAGAAGAUGAAGAAAGCAGGGGUGCCAUGCCCAUGGAUAGUUCAGUUAGGAGAGAGACCCACAGGGGGGCCAUGGAUAAUUACGGCCAUUCCGAAAAAAAAGUGGAUGAAGACUAGAUAAAUUACAGUAGUAUUAGUCAAUGCGGCCAUGAUGUAAAUAUUACACGACCUACAGGGGGGCAAUGAAUUUACUGUAAUACUUUUUAGAAGAGCAAUGUAAUCGAAGCAUGUUGCUUACGGUAUUUCUAAUUCGUGACGAUUAUUUACCCAGUAGCUUAAUACCUUUUCCUUUUUUCUAGAUGGGUACCAACCACGACCACACUAUUUGGUAGAAGAAAACAGUAGCGGGAAUCUCUUCCAAGUCUACUGGCUUCUGCUUACACGCUUCGCUAAUAUUUCUUAUCACUUAUUAAUAUUGCUGAAAGCAAGUACAUAAUGAUCCAUGCUUAACCGCAACGGCUGUCUAUCCUUCUAAUAAUAACGAAUGCUAAUCCCUAUCCCUGUCUACUAAUACUUGUUUAUCACUUGUUGAAAAUAUUGGCGAAUAAAGUACAUGAAUAAAUAGAAAACCAUCUUUGCUUACCCUUUCUUUCCAGAACUUUGCACUUAGUGAUCACGCUAACCUUUGCCAUGUAGUUCCUACACUUUCUAAUAUCCUUCCCCAAUGAUUAUAACCAUACCAGUCCCUACAACUACUUUUUACCCUUUCUUCGACUUCUAAUAUCCAUUUAUCAACUACUGCCGCAAGCACAUGGACUGCGAGGUUUGCUGGUCUAUGGACUCUCAUCCGCCUGGCCACUCAUCCUUCAUCACGAGCUAUGACGCUGACACGAUCGCCGCGAAGGGACUCAAAGUCUUUGAGAUUGGCAAAUUGACCCGCAAAAACGAAGCCACGGGUCAAGAGGAGGAAUAUGAUCAGGUACUACUGCUUCUAUACAACUUCCAAGUAGAUUACUAUGUACUACUGCUACGUACUAUGUCAAGAAGAGGAAUAUGAUCAGGUACUACUGCUUCUUCUCUCAUAGUAGAUUCUUUUUCGGCGUUUUCAUAGUCGUGAAUGCUCACCUCCUUGAGGCGAGCCAGCUCCUAUCCUAUCCUAUAUACAACUUUCCGGGCUGUUCUCUUUAAUUAUUCCCAUAACAGAGUAGUUUAUAGCACGCAUGGUGCACGGAGUAGCAUGGAGUGCAUGGAGCGCAGAGCUUUAAGGGGCGCAAGAAGCUCCCCCUUUGGCUCCAUGCUACUCCAUGUGAUCCAUGCACUCCAUGCCAUGCGCGCUGUGAAACCUUAUAAAUUGCUCUGCCAUAAAAAUACUCAGCGGCUUCGUCCCACCAUCUACUUCAACGAUAAAUAGUCAACGACUUUCUUAUCGCAAAAAUAGAGAAUGUUGUCAUAAUGAACUACUGCAGCUUACUCCUCUAAUCUCCUAUCUACCAGUCUUACCGCAAACUUUUUUUGUCAUGUAAUCACCAAGGACUUACUUAUAUUUUCAUAUUUCACGACUCUUCUUCAUCAAUUUCUCCUUUUCACUCAGACAAUGUGGCCUGAGCACUGCGUGACUGACUCUGACGGAUGGCAGUGCGUAUUGGCGCCAGAACCUGGUGAGUACAUUCAGCGCAAGGGUGAGCGAAAGGAAUUCGACUCCUACUCAGCAUUCAUGGUAAUUUGAUGAGUUCCUACUCUGCAUUCAUGGUAACAAUAGCCUGUACAAAGAGACUUUUCAAUUUGUGACUCAUAUACGCGAUCGUCUUCAAGGAAAUCUUAGGCAAGGUGCCGAAUAGAUUCGAAUCAUCAAUACAAGAAAUAUGCAUAAUAUGCUGUAUAAUACACGACAAAUAAUUCAAGAUUAUCCACAGGAUGAUGGCGGCAAGAGGACGGGUCUGGGUGACUACUUGCGGUCAAAGGGCAUCAAAAAUGUAGUGGGCAUCGGAUUGGCCACUGAUUUCUGCGUUCUCUUCACGUGCAAGGAUGCCGUGGGUGAAGGAUUCAACACUUAUGAAUGCUUUGGAAGUGGAAGCACGAUUAAUAUUUUCUUUCUCACAAUAGGGAUAGGCAUAUUAGACCAGCUAGCUUAUUAUCAAAAAAAAGUAGCUGAGUUGAGAUGUUCUUGUAUUCCUCUAGUACAUUUGUCGUGCGUGAGCCACAUUGACUUUGAUCCACACUACAUUUCUGAGUCCUCACCCCUCAUCCCCGCACAUCCUCUUCUUCUAACCACAGUACGCAAUUCCAUCUUUGUGCCGUGGCAUCGCACCGAACUUUGACUGGGCUGCUUACACGGAUGCCGGCGUCAAGUUGAUCAACGAUCCUGCCAGCGCUAACGAAGGCCCUUAAGUAGUCACUCAAUAAUUUGAGUAUAUGAGAAGUAUGACUAUGAUAAACUGUGUGACGUGAUUUGAAUAAUGUAUGAGGAGUAGUUAUGCCGAAGAGGAGCAGUCACCUUGUGUCGCGGUGAAGUGGAGGCAUCCAAUCCUAUCGUAUCUGUAUCUGAAGGAUUAUUUGAAUAGUCUAAGGAUUAUUUGACUUUGAGUAGUCUGAAGAUCUUCAUAUCGAAUUGAUGUAGGAGAAAGUAUUCAAUUCAGGAUCGCAUUAGGCGCCUUGCCGCAUAAGAGAUUCAAGUCCUGUUAUAUCGACUUCGACAUUCGAGUUAUCACCUGCUCAAGUGAAGUUGUUUGAUAUGAUAUUACACUGAUGAAAGAAGAGCUUGGAUUGUUGUACUUAUUCUCGUUUCGUAUUAGAGUAGUUCUAUCGUUACCUCAAGUUGAGAAUGCUAUUAUCAUCGUUUCGCCUAGGUGGAGGUGCUAGUUUGUUCGCCUCCUCAGGAUAGAUUUCAGAUGGAGCGAAUGACGUUGCUUGGCAUUAUCUGUACAGUAGAAGUCUGAAGUCCUCGUGAUUUUUAAAGUAUCAGAUUAUGACAGACCUCCGGACAAGAAGUAGAGGAGCUACAUCCUCCAUGAGAAGGUGGGAUGUAUGACUUUUUGCUAAGAGUUUUAGAUGAGGCAAACGAGGUACUAAGUACUAUGUAGAUUCGUUGAGUGAGGUUCUUCAGUUCGAAGAAAGUAUGAGUAUGUUGUAGAUUUAAGAAGUCUAAUUGAUACUAAGUAGGCUGUCAGUCGGGUCAAGUAGAUCUAGAAGAUGAAGAAGAUGUUGGGCAAGAUGAAGUAGACGCUGUUGCCCGCUUAUUAAACUUCUGUAUUAUUGUUUUUGAUUGCUUGGGCUGUUUGAUGUAAUUGGAAAAUAAUCGUUGUAAACAUGUACACUUACCUACCAUUGGAACAAUGAAUGAUCGAAACCUAAAACUACUUACUAUACGUAUGAUCAUGAUCAUCUAAAAAAAUGUAUAGAAGAUUUGUCAACUUUGAAAAAGCCAAAAUAAUUACUAAUCCAUCGCACGACUGUAUACGAACUUUGAGCUAUUGAGCUAUUGCACUGUAUAAGAACUUGUAUGCUUGAGAGGAGCUGUUUAGUGUUAUAAGUUAGGGAGCUAACGAAGAUUGAUAAUUCCACUAUCGUCUAGAACAACUGCACUAUUGAGUAGACAACUGCACUAGUGAGCUAUAGAUAUUGUUGUGACAACUACAGCAAUUGGAUGCAUGAUACGUUGUCCUUCAGUGGCGGCGACUUGUCUAGACCUGGGCACCAAGUAGGUUAGAAAAGCACCACCAGGUGCAGGAAGUAGGUUUAGGUUUGUUUUUUGGCCGCUCUUCAGUAGCCAACCAGCACUCUUCAGUCACCUACGAUGAAAAAUGUAGGCCGACAUCCUAGAACCUAACCUAAACUAUUAGGCUAUCUUCGCGAUCACGUAGAAUGACUGUCAUAAGUGCUCGCAGUUGGUUUAUUUACGUUCUUAAUUCCACAUUAUCAUGGCUCCACCCAUAUUAUUGACAUUCUUCGAAAACGACAAACAAGUAACUUCAGUAUUCGUUUUGAGGUAUUAUGUAAAGAUCUAUCAAUAUGCAAGAUAGAGUUAGCACGUCAUUCAUUGAAACAAAAGCUUGAAAAUAUGAACACUCGUAGUCUAGCAAAACUACUCAUUACUUCUCGCGUAGCCUAUGGAAAAAAAAAACACCUAGCAAUCUGGCGUGAGUGAGGCCCUUGAACUUGAACUACUCCGAGUAAGCCUGGCACUGGUAAGAUCCUGGUAAGAUCGUGUUCCGACAUUUAAGGGAGACCCUGCCGUCAAAGCGAUGAAUAGAUCACGUUCAUAGUAAUUAAGAGCCCGACGGGAGGGUCUAUAAAAGGGCAUGAAGAAGUUUUAGGCGGGGAAAAAUACCGCACCUACUAGAUGUGUAUCGGAAAACGAUGACGAAUAAAGAGAAUUCGAAUGAAAAUGGAAAGAGAAAAGAUGGCCCUCAAGCGCUGGCUCUAUCCGGGUAUAUUUUCGACGCUCAAGCGGUCGAUGGUAGAUUGGCAAGUGCGGGCGGCCACGCGGAAAGUAGCAAUAGUACUUGGUAGUGCAGCAAUUGCGACCCCGGUGCGGUCACGAAGGAGACCGGUCCAUCUUCACUUCCACAGGUAGUCUUCCGCGGAGGCGAGUGCUUGCGCGGUUGUGUCGUGCUCAUGCUUGAACCCCGUAGGCCGUCUAGGCGUUUCAAUAAUACUGAUCUGCAUACGUAAGUAUUUAUAUUUCAUGACUUUUAUUUGCCACACGAGUGAAUGAAGAAGUGGAAGUUGGGUAAACACAGGAAGACAAGUCUCGCAGCAAGGUAAGAUGAAAAUGGCAGGCAGGUAAGGGCAAUGUCGUACCAGUACAGCACAGACACCGCGCGACAGCUGAGAGGUAUAGGCUGCCCUUGUCAUCGACAGCUGCCAGCUCGGUUGAUGUUGUUGGAGUUCCGUGAAUUAAAAGAGAAAGAUACAGAUAUCGAAAAAAGCAAGCUCGAAAGUCUGAAAAUAUAUACUCGCCGCCUGCCUUGAGUAACAUCCGAAGUGACGGCUCUGGGAGGAAGUCCAGAAACAAGGGCAUGUCUGAGUCAGUUGGUUGCUCGAGUUUUUCGCUUACUAGUGUGGUGGUAGCUUCUUCGAAGCGGAUAGUAGAAAAAGGUUUAACAUAACUGGCGCGUCUUCUAAUGACCGGGCAGCAGAUCCGACGGGCAGGAUACCCGCGCCAGACAGAACUGCUUGCAGUACUGCUGUUUGAGUGAAAGAACCAGAGCGAUAGAACAAAUUCCAAAACUUGCAUUUUUUAUUUCAAACGCAGUGUGAAUGACUAUAUUAAGCUGCAUCCACAUGAUGCAGCGACUGUGUUUCAUUGUUUACAGACGGCAACUGCGCUCUCCAGGGGGAAACGAUAGUAGGUGGCAAGGUGAAGCACGGGCUGAAGGGUCCCAUACUACUGAGUUGGAGCGGGGGCGCCGUGUCUGCGCAGCAGGCUAGGGUGGAGAAGCAACGAGCAAACGAGAAGAGGAGACUGAGGUCUCUAGACGGCAGACUGCAGCUGCUAGAGGAACGCGAAAAGGAGGUAGAGGGACUGGAAGACCUAAAAGAACAAGUGCAGGCUCUGUCGAGGGAGAUCAAAGAUCUAAGAGCAGAAGGCAAAGGAAAAACAGACAAACUAGAGGAGAAGGUGGCGGACCUUGAGCAGAGGGUGGAGCAGCACGACCAACAGUUCGAAGAGAUAGCAGAACUACACACGGUGGUGUCGCAGCUGAAAAUAGACCACGACAAGAAGAGGGAGGAGGACGACAAGAGGUGGGACUCACUCUUCGCUCACCUCAAGAAGAGCGAGCUCGCGGGCCAGGGAGCUGGAGGCGAGAGGGACAAAGACAGCGGUGCUGAAGGCAGCUGCGACGAGGGAAGUAGAGCCAGCGGCGGCAAAAGGGUUCUAGAGCGAAAGGACACGAGUGAAAAAGACCGAAAGCGACCAACAAACGGGGCCACCAGCGGAAGGGAGCCGCCGGGCCUCGAGAAAAAGACGUAACGGGAAAGUGCUGCUACCGCAGCAGAGAGGGGAACUACAGCAGAACUACAACAAGAGAAAAAACGAACAUGAAGCUCUUUCGUAGAGAAACAACGACCAAGCACUUCUACUAUAGUGGCGAAAGGGCCGCACGUUAAAAGCACUCUCGAAUACAGGAGCGGCCUGGUACAAGGACGCGCCCUGUUGUACAGAAGAGGACAAAGUGGCCUCACAAGUAGCGCGCGAAACUAAAGCAGGAAGCUAAAGCGGACAAAGCGGCCGCGCACCAAGAGCAAAGUCUCUGGGGUUAAACUACAAGUCAGAGGAAGUAACAAGUAGCAAGUGAAGAACCGCACAACGACAGGGCACUCUAUUAGAAGGAAACCAAGUAAAGAAAGGAUCGACGAAAAGAAAAACUGGUGGAAGACCAAAAGAAGAAGGAGAAGUGCAGCGAGGAAGGCUGCUACAAUCCUACGGCGCCAGCAGGCAGAUGCUAGCGAAGUAGGUUUCAAGACGAAAAUCAGCGUUGCGAACUGGUUCGGCGUCUUGUGUAAAAAGACAAACUUAGCUCCCAAAGAAUCUCAAGAUGAAGAUCGAGAAACUAGAAGUUGGAUGUUGGAACGUUAGAUCGAUACAUAACACGGCGAAGGCGCACGAGAGUGAGGUCAAACUCAAGUCGAUCCUGCUACAGCUAGAGGCCGAGUGCAUACAGCUAGCGGCACUCACGGAAACAAACAAGCCCAAGACAUGCGAGGAACAGGUAGGAGGCUGGACAUUAUACCACGCUGGGGGGAAAGGACGAACAGGUGCGUCGUGGGCUAUACGCAACGAGAUAAGACACUUGGUGGCUGACUGGAGGGCGUUGAGCGGGCGGGCAUGCAUCCUGGACCUGAAGGCACCAGCCGGGGGGAGGCCACUAAGAUGCAUCAGCGUAUACGCGCCCACAGCAGUAGACGAGAACGCCAGCAAGACAGAGGCCUUCUACUCGGACAUAAGAGGAGCCCUCAGAGGGACAACGAGGUCGAUGGUACUAGGAGACUUCAACGCAAGACUACCGCUAGGACCGAGCGAGUGCACCGGGCGGCACGGGAGGGCUGUUAACCAGAGGGCCAACAAGAACACAGAGUCCCUAAGGAGCUUCGCCUGUGAGGUCGGACUACAGUCAAUGGCAAGCUACUUCAGACACGGGCACCACGGUUACGGAACAUGGGCGCACCCAGACACAACAAAGGGAGCAGCAAGGUGGCAGCAGAUAGACCACUGCUUGUGCAGCGUAAACCUGAUUGCCACGAUACAGGAUUGCAGGGUAGUGCACACAGACAAACGCUUCUCGGACCACAAGAUGGUGAAGCUAACACUGAGGACAGACGCUUUUGGGUGGUACGGGAGGAGGAAGAAGAAGCACACAGCCGUAAGGGUACCAAGGCCAGGCCGGGAAACGCCGGACCAGAGGAAAGCCUAUAACGAAGCCGUAGAGGGGACAAAAGGAGACAUACAGGAAGCAAUGCGAAAGGCAGCUCAGAAGGUCUUUGGAGAAGAGAAGCAGGAGAAGCCGUGGAUCACGCAGGAGUUCAGGGAUGUCUGGCUCGAGCGGCAGGCACAGCUCCGAGCAGGGGACAAGGAGGAGGCCAAGAGGCUGCUAAAGCUGCUGUCAUGGAUAGAGAGAAGGGAUGAGGAGAAGUGGCUAGAAAUGACUUGCGCAGAGGCUGACGAGUAUUAUGCGAAGAGUGGACUGGCGCCGGCAUUGGGAAGAGUAAGCAGGUACUACGGCAGGAGGCCCGCGCAGAGGGUAAGAAGGGUGACAACUGAGCCGCUGGCAUAUAGCGGGAGGACCGAGCACACAGCCAAGGGCAAGGCGGAGCUUCACAGAGCAUUCUACGAAACAGUCUUUACAGGGCAGGAGCCAUCCUCGUAUCCAGCGGAGACAGCCACAGAAGGCAGAGGGGGCCUCAGGGGUGUCAGCAGCACUGUCACAGACAGGGAGAUAGAAGACGCGGUGAGGAGGUUGAGGCUAGGGAAGGCGAGCGGCACCGACGAGCUUACCGUGGAGCAUCUCCUUCUACUAGAAGGAACAAACAAAAAGAGGCUCCUAGCAGCAGUAAGGAGGAGAUGGGAGGGUGCGGAGCUCAGCCCACACGAGGUAGAGUCAUUAGUAACAGCGCUUCCAAAGCGGGGAAAGGACCAGAGCAAGGCAGAGGGGUGGCGGCCCAUAUCGCUACUAAACGUACUAGCAAAGGUACACGCGCAGUUGGUUCACAGCAAGAUCUCGAGAGCUAUAGACAGCAUCCUCGGGGAGGAGCAGGCGGGAUUCAGGAGGUACAGGAGGGCCGUCGACAAUACACUGGCGCUAAAGAUACUAGCACAGAACGAGAGGAAGGCAGGGAGGCCGCUCUUCUUGUUGUUCAUCGACCUGCAGCAGGCCUUUGACAAGGUACCUCGCACACUGAUACAGCGCGCCUUCGAGUACUAUGGUCUACCUGAGGAGAUGCAGGCUAAGUUCUGGGCGCUAUACAGGGGGCAUCUGUUCCAGGUGAAGCGAGACGGCGCGAGAAGCAGGCCAACAGAGACAACAACAGGAACCAAGCAGGGCUGCCGACUGUCGCCAACCAUCUUCAGCCUGGUCGUGCGGUGCGUACUCCUACACACAAGGCAGACAGGGGGGCUAAGGCUGGGACAGCAGAGGAUCACGAGGAGUGACAGCAUGGCAGCCACUGAUGGAGACGAGCUCAGGAGGCUCCUAUACGCCGAAGAUAUAGUCUGCUUCGCAGAGAGCUGGCAGGAGCUUCUCGAGGUAGUGGGAGACAUAAAGCAGACCUUCACACCGUUCGGGUUGCAGGUAAACGAGGGAAAGACAAAGUUCCUAGUAGUGAACGCUGAGGGACAGCCAGAGACCUUCCCUGAGGCGAUCGGCAUGAUCGGGAGGGUCAGGGAAUUCGAGUACCUGGGUACGAUCAUCACAGAGGAGGCCGACGAUGAGAGGGACAUAGAGGCGAGAAUAAACAAGGCACAAAAGAAGACAGGGGAGCUGGGCCGCAUACUCUGCAGCAGUAGAGUUCGGCCGCAGCUGAAGGUGAAGGUUCUCAACUCGUUCGUCUACCCGGUCUUAGCCUGGGGGGCGGAGACUUGGGCUCCGACACAGAGGCAGGAGGACGCGUUGGACACCUUCUGGAACAGGAAGCUGCGGCAGUGCCUAGGUAUAACGAAGAGGGACAGGUGGACAACAAAGGAAGUUCUAACGAGCCUAGACCAGAGGAGGCUCUCAGAGAGACUACAGUCCGCACGUCUGAAGUACCUGGGUCACGUCGUACGCUACCCAGAGGGGCGAUGGGUGAGGAGACUGAUAGGGGCAACAGACGCUGGGAGGCCAGCGAAGACCAACAGAAAGGGAAGACCGAGGGAAACGUGGAGGGAUAGGGUAUCCAAGGAACUAGUGGCUAGAUUUGCCACAAUGGAUGAUUGCCUAGAAAGAGAGCGAUGGAAGAUCAUAGCUGAGGGAAAGGCAAACGACCCCCCCCCCUCCUCCACCAUCGACAUCUUCAGCGCAGCACUUCUUCUUCUUCUUCUUCUUCCUCUCAAAUCCUUCUACCACAGGACCCACCUCAACUAGCACUAGAACUAGAAUAUCAGCGCCAGCACCAUCGGCAACAGCUUCAGCUUCAUCAUCAUCACCUUCAACAACAGGACACAACUGGCGAAAUAGUAGCAAUGGAAGCAAAUAGCGAGCAAGUAGAAGCGCCGCAUCCACAUAGUCAACUUUUUCAACACAACAGUUUCAACAUCAGGGAAAUCCGUAAAACUCAGAAGAGAUUCAGGGAAGUCGUAGGACAAUUCCGAACCGACUAACAUCAUCAUUAGGUUGCGUAGUAUCGUUGCAGCAUUUCAGGCAUUUCCUAGACAGGUCGGUCCUCGCGUGCAGCUCAAGCACAGCUCGGUCUAGUAAAGUAGACUCUUUUUCGGCAUUUUCAUAGUCGUGAACGCUCACCUCUCCGAGGCGAGCCAAAUCCUAUCCUAUCCAAUGAUCUACGACCAUGACCUCCCGACUGAUAGGGUUUGAUUCUCUUUUCUAAAUAGAAAUAAUGUAUAGAAAAUGAAUAAAGUGGCUGAAACAUUAGGUGAACAAAACGCAAACAACAUCAAUGACAUGAACAUCGAUUAUUUCUUUGUGUUUGUAUUGAUUUUAAUGCAGAAAACAAUUUCCAGUGAAUUGGAAUCUUUAGAU